This is a messenger RNA of Planococcus citri (citrus mealybug), 2329 nucleotides long. RefSeq names its product synaptic vesicle 2-related protein. The transcript is spliced from 13 exons. Gene Ontology annotation, molecular function: transmembrane transporter activity. Gene Ontology annotation, biological process: transmembrane transport. The coding region runs from base 321 to 1886 and encodes 521 amino acids. Lineage: Eukaryota; Metazoa; Arthropoda; Insecta; Hemiptera; Pseudococcidae. The record is from RefSeq and is a predicted model, not a curated record. Gene Ontology annotation, cellular component: membrane.
AUCGACGCUAUAAGAUCGAUCAUCGAUGUGACUAAAUGGUUUGUUGAUCUCGAUAAAAGUACGUGUUGCUUUUUUGCAAAAAAGUACGAGUAUACCCUAGCUAUGGUGUUUUCCAGUGUUUUUGGUGUUUAAAUUUCAAGUAGUUCGUACAUUUUUUAUCCAUUUUCUGAAUAAUGAAAUGUGUAGACUUGAAGUAGAAACCACUUGAGCGGAGUUUUUCCUAAUUAAUCACAUUUUUUCAAAAUUCAAGACCACUUCAAUUCACAACCAACUGAUAAACGGAGUAACUUGAAGCUGUGUUCUCUCUGCCUAUCUAGAAAAUGUCGCAAAUUCUAUCCGCAGCUAAAAGAUCAGUAUCGAAGAAGUCCGGCGUGAACUAUGAAGAUCUAGAUGCAGUUCAAGAUACUCGAAGAAAUGAAGCUUUUUCAGAAGGGCCCGAUUCCAUUUCGCAUAUGGGACAAGAGUUAGAAAUGAAUUCGGUCUCCGUUGUCCCUGAUGAUACGUUCACAGUAUCUCAAGCCGUUAAUGCAUUCGGAUUUGGGAAGUUUCAAGCAAAGCUUUCUUUAUUUACUGGAUUAUGUUGGAUGGCUGAUAGUAUGGAAAUGACAAUUUUGAGUAUUUUAUCCUUAGCUUUACAUUGUGAUUGGCAUAUAUCUAGAUAUCAGCAAGCGCUAGCCACGACGGUUGUGUUUUUAGGUAUGAUGUUAAGCUCGACGUUUUGGGGAUUUCUGAGUGAUCGGUUCGGUCGCAAACAAGCUUUGUCUCUUUGCGCUGUAUUAUUAUUUUACUAUGGUUUACUGAGUUCCAUUGCUCCAAAUUAUUUAUGGGUCUUAUUGUUACGAGGAUUGGUUGGAUUUGCAAUUGGCUGCGUUCCGCAAUCAGUAACUUUGUACGCUGAGUUUUUACCUUCUAAGCAACGGGCUAAAUGUGUUGUUCUGCUUGAUUGUUUCUGGGCUUUUGGCGCGUGUUUAGAAGUAUUAUUAGCUUUAGUGAUCAUGCCAACGUUGGGUUGGAGGUGGCUAUUAGCUGCAUCCACUGCGCCUUUAUUUGCAUUUGCUUGUAUUUGUCCGUGGUUGCCGGAAAGUGCACGUUAUCAUGUUGCUAGUGGUCAACCUGACAAAGCUUUAGAGACAUUGAAAAAAGUAGCCGCCGAAAAUGGUAAACCGAUGUUAUUGGGGCGAUUAGUUGUCGACGAUACGGUCGUUACUGAACGAGGCUGUAUCAAAGAUUUACUCAUUCCUCAACUCAGAGUGACUUCUAUUUUAUUAUGGUUUAUUUGGACUGGUUGCGCAUUUUGUUAUUACGGAGUAGUUUUAAUGACCACUGAAUUAUUCGAAGCAUCUGAAACGUGUUCUAAAAAUCAAGGUAUAUUUAAAGCUGUCGAUACAUGUUCCGCUGAUUGCCGUAAAUUGAACACGCAGGAUUAUAUGGAUCUGUUAUGGACAACGUUGGCCGAAUUUCCCGGAAUAUUUGCUACGAUUUUAGUCAUCGAAAAAUUUGGCCGUAAAAAAACGAUGGCGUUGCAGUUUGUUAUAUUUGCAGCGUGUGUUUGUUUAUUAUUUAUUUGCACGAAAAAUCGAAUUUUUCUAACGCUUGUUUUAUUUAUUGCUCGUGGCAUAAUCGCCGGCGUAUUUCAAGCUGCAUACGUCUACACUCCAGAAGUAUAUCCUACUCAGUUGAGAGCCAUAGGUGUUGGUGCUUGCAGUACGAUGGCAAGAUUAGGAGCUAUGAUUACACCCUACAUAGCACAGGUAUUGAUGAAAUCUUCCCUCGUGUUUGCGAUGUCAAUUUACAGUGCUGUAGCUCUGAUGGCAGCUGUUUGUUGUAUACUAUUGCCAGUGGAAACUAAAGGUAAAGAAAUGAAAGAAGGAUUGUCAAAGAAAUGAAUCUUGUGAUUUUUUUUUUAAAUUAAUAAUUGUUGUGUUUUUGUACUUUUUUCGUUAUACUUAACUUGACUUUCCUUUAUCGCAUUUUAUAAUUUGAGAUAAUUCAAAUUUUAAACGAAUCUUGAGUGCAAUAUAUUUUGUAACGUGUAAGUAGUGAAAGUCAAUUACUUCAUGCAAUUGUUCCUAAGUUAAUCACUUGACCGCCGCUUGAUCGGUACUACUCAGUUGUUGUACGUUAGUCUUAAAAAUAUUUUUAUUUAAUGACCAUUUUUCUUUCAAUAUGUAAGUACUUAAUAAUCUGUUACGUUGUUUCAGCAUUAAUAAUGUAAUACCAAAGAUCUUUAUUUAUUUAACAAUUCUUUUUUGUAACUUAGCAGUAUUUUCAAUUUUAGAUUUUUUUUAUUCAUUUUAUUAAAAAAUAUAUAUAUAUUUUUUUUUGCAUA